This is a messenger RNA of Patella vulgata (common limpet), 5401 nucleotides long. Its product is annotated as NACHT and WD repeat domain-containing protein 2. The record is from RefSeq and is a predicted model, not a curated record. The coding region runs from base 91 to 5262 and encodes 1723 amino acids. NCBI's taxonomy places the organism in Eukaryota, Metazoa, Mollusca, Gastropoda, Patellidae. The transcript has 11 exons. Gene Ontology annotation, molecular function: protein binding.
GAUGAUAUUAGUAGUUUAUGUCAUGGUUGAUCGGUUUGUCUAAUGGUGUAAGUGACCUGUAGUCUGUGUGUACUACAAAUAGAUAAAAAUAUGCCUCUGAAAGCUGCUAAGGUGAAAGGGGCUGCACCUUUUCCAUCAGCAAGAAUUUCAUCAUUUGCCACUCAGCAAAAGACUGUCAAAAAUGGAAACCCACAACCUCUUUCAGCACCAUCUAAAACAAGAACCAAAGCAGUAUCAAAUAAUAAAAACCACAGGACAGCAACUUCAGAUCAAAUCAAAACUGUCACAUUAGAAAAAAAAGAGAAAGCAACAUAUGAUAAAGAAUUGGAAAUAAAGUUUGAUAAAAUGAUUGAAGGUGAUUUAUCAGAUCUACCACCAUUACCUCGUUCAGUUGUUAGAAUAUUUCUAAGUUCUACAUUUUCUGAUACAAAGGUGGAACGUAAUGUAUUAUCAAGAAAGGUUUACCCUAACUUACGAGAUUACUGUGCUGAUCUUGGAUUAGAUUUCCAGAUUGUUGAUUUACGAUGGGGUGUGGUUGAUGAUGCACAAAAUGAUCAUUCUGCUACCAAGAUAUGUCUACAAGAAAUAGAGAACUGUCAGCGGGUGUCGUUAGGGCCAAACUUUAUUGGAUUUGUCAGUCAUAGAUAUGGUGGACGACCAUUAGCAACAGAACUACAGAUAGAACAGUUUGAGACAAUAAAAGCUGAAGUAAAGACUCUAGGUUUAAAACAUGGUGAACUAUUAGAUAAAUGGUUUUGGAAAGAUGACAAUAAUCAACCACCAUUAUAUAUUUUACAGCCAGUUAGAAGACAUUUACCAUAUUUUGGUGAUUUAACAGAAGGUAAUGAAGAUUUACAGAAACAAGAUGCUAAAACUUGGUCCACAACACACAAACAAUUAAAUUGUCUACUACGAACAGCAGCAGAUUCUUUAUUUAAAAAGAAGAAAAUUACAGCAGAGGAAAAACAUUUUUAUUCUAAAUCAGUAACAGAAUGGGAAAUAGAAAAUGGUAUAUUGAAGAAUAAAGAAGCCAAUAAACAGACAUUAUUUUAUCAUAGAAAGUUGAUUGGAUUAGAGAAAGAUUUAGAUGAUGAUCUCAUACAGAAAUAUAUUGAAUGUAAUACAGAUAAUAAUAUGGUUGUGGUUAAUGAUGAAGUUCAGAGACUCCUGGAUUCCUUAGUUCAUGAUAAAGUUUGCAAAAACCUUGCUAAUACCAACAUAAAGUCAUACACAGUGCCGUGGAAAAAAGGAGGAAUAGACCCAGACAAAAACAAAGAACAUGACAAAUAUUUAACCAAUUUUUGCGAUGCUUUCACCUCUGAUGUCCUGGAAAUGAUUUCUAAAGCGAAACAUGAAAAUGAAACAAAAAUACGACAGAGGGAGUAUUACUCACGGUAUAAUGAAAUUCUGCAUCAUUUGAAAUUUUGUGUUACUAAGUGCGAGACUUUUUGUGGACAGGGUGAUAUUCUCAAAAAAGCAAAGACAUAUAUUUUGGAUGAAAAGAAUCGUCAGCCUUUGGUAAUAUAUGCUAAUUCUGGUGCUGGAAAGACUUCCCUCAUGGCCAUGAUUAAUAAAAGUUUGAAUCAAUGGGUAAAGGGGGAAUAUAUUGGAGUCAUUAGAUUUCUGGGCACUUCACCAGACACCAUCAAUAUUUAUGAUGUUUUAUUUAGUAUUUGUGGUCAAAUUGCAGACACAGAAGAAGUCAUCAUGGAACCUGUAGCGUAUAAAAAUAUAGCAUCCCUAAUUGCUUAUGUUCCACGCUUUCUAAGACGAAUGUCCUCCUUAGUGAAGAAGCCAAUCAUAAUUUUGUUAGACUCCAUUGAUCAACUGGCUGACAGUCAUAAUGUUUUUCUUAUGUCAUGGCUGCCAUUACAUCUUCCCCCAAACAUCAAAAUUAUUUUAUCUACUCUACCUCAAGAACACAAUAUUUUGAAGAACUUGAUAAAACUAUUUCCAGACAGUAGUAAUUUUGUUGAAGUGCCAAUCCUUCCUCCUGAAACGGGGAAAGAAAUCAUUGAAAAAUAUUUAAGCAAGAAAAAAAGAAAAAUCAGUAAGAAGCAAAUGGAUCUACUUUUAUCAAAAUUUCAAAUGUCCCCAACUCCAUUGUAUCUGAAACUCCAGUUGGAUGAUGCCUUGAAGUGGGCGUCAUACACAGAUGAAUCCAGUAUCAAUACAUCCACCACCGUAAGGGAAGCCAUCAAUUUACUUUUCGAUGAUCUUGAAAAAAGGUUUGGCCACGAGUUGGUCAAAUGUGCUCUGGGCUUUAUUACUGUAGGUUUUAAUGGUUUGUCAGAAAUUGAACUCGAAGAUGCCUUAUCAUGCAAUAAUGAUGUGCUAGACGAAAUUUAUCGCUACCAUGAUCCCCCCGUUCAAAACAUGAUCCGAAUCCCUCCAGUAUUGUGGGCUAGAAUCCGAUUUGAAAUUCAGGAAUAUUUGGUGGAAAGACUGUCUCAGGGAAAAACAACAGUCUUUUGGUAUCAUAGACAGUUCAUAGAAGCAGCUGCUCAUCGUUAUGUUUCGAAUGAUGACAUGUACUUACAUCACAAAAUUUUAUUUGAACUAUUUUCUUCUGAAGAAGGGGUUUAUAAAGACAUUUAUCUUAGUAGAAGAAAACUUUUGAUGAAAUCUGCUGACAGGCAAGUGACACCACAGCCGUUAAAUUCCAAAAAUGUGAGAAAACUGGAAUGUAUGCUUCACCAUGUUCAUCAUGGUCUCCAAUUUAUAUCUCUUGAUACGGCCAAACAGUCAGUUUUCUGUAAUCUAUUAUUUAUUCAUGCUUGUAUUAAUGCAUUUUCAGUUGCAAGACUUGUUAAAGACUUUACAACCUUUCUAGUCAAAUAUCCAGAUGAGGAAAUAGAAUUUGUGAAAGAUUUAUUGGUUGGCACCAAAACGAAUUUGAAGAAUUUGCAAGUUUUGGCAGGAACCCUGCUAGCAUACAUCAACCCACAAAAACAUCAGAAGUCUUUACAAAAUUUACUAGAAAAAUGUAGAAGUGUUUUACAAAAAUAUGACAAGGCUGUUCUGAUUCCUACAUUUCCUUGCCUAGCUUCUCGAGCAUCAACAGGUCAACAAAAUUCUGUGACAUUAACAGGAAGAUCUGAAAUAAUGGAUAAAGGAAUGAAUCUUGUGGUUCUGAAGACAUUGACAAAAGAUGAUUUUGAACAACUGAUGCUGUACAAUAAUACAGAAAGUUCAACCAUUGAUUUGGAAGUUCCUUUAUCUAAAGAUGCUCUAGCUAUUCUUUCAUCUUCUGAGCAACGAUUGGCUGUGUAUAGCAAUGAUGAAAUUACACUUAUCAAUUUAACUAAUCUGAAAAGAAAAAGCAUUCCAUUGAAAUCCUUAAAAGUAAGAAAACUGUUCUUCAACACAGACUCUAGUCUGAUUGGUUAUCUUAGUUUAGAUAAUCAAGUAAACAUACUUAAAGUCAAAGAUCUGACAAAACAUGCCACUUUUACCAUCAACGAUGGCCAAAUCUCCAAUAUCUUUUGCACAGAAGUUCCCGAUGUUAGAGCAGCUGUUGUUGGUAAGAUGCAAUCGGGUCAUGAUGGUUAUGCAAUGAUAAAACAACUCGACUCCAAAACUGCUGGUGAGAGGGUGAAGUUUAAAUCGAAUGGCAGUCCUGUGUUUAGCUCUAUACUUGAUGAAUUCCUUGUUAUUGCUGUUGAAACAAAUGUAAAUAUUUAUAAGCAUGAAACAUUAGAAUUAUCGUCACAGCUUGAAAUUAAAGCAAAAGGGGAUAUUAAUUAUAUGUUGGUAUCAGAAAUGAAGCUAAUGGCUGCCGUGUUUUGUGGCCAAUCUCAUAUAGUUAUAAUAGAUGUAUUACAAGGAACUAAAUUAUGUGAAAUAUUCCAUAAUGGCACCAUACUUACACAGGAUCUUUCUUCUGAUGGUGAAAUGCUAAUUGUUGGUGGUAACAGUGGCGAGGUAGCACUUUAUUCUGUUGCAACUGGUUUGCUAAAAAGCGAUUUGGCUAUGGGAAGAGGUCCUCUUAAGUACGUUGGUCUGUUGGAGGAUUGUAUUGCUUUAGCAGAUUUAGAGGAUAGGGUGUCUUUUUUAAGUUUUUCUCACAUCAAAAGCCAAAACACUAAUAAGACAAAUGUUGAAGUUACAGAUGAUCUUUUGAAUCAAACAAAUAUUGUCUCCAUGGCUCUAGCUAAUUGUGGUCAAGUAGUUCUUACCAGCCAUGAAGAUGGUUGGUUAAAAUUAUGGAAUUUAUCAGAUGCUUCGUUUCUUGGAACCUAUGAUAAGAGUGCUAGAUUUGAUCAAAUGCUUCUUGACAAUACUGAUGUUGUUUUAGCCCUGGACCAAUCCCAAAAAGCAUUGCAAGUCUUCACUCUUGGAACAGGCGAAGAUCAAUUUAAGGGUGAUAUUCCAGAUAAUGUGAUUGCUAUGGCUAUGAAUGAGGCCAGAACCAAAGCUUUUCUGGUUGGCAGAGAUGAAAAAUCCACAAUUCACAUCAUAGAUCUGAAGAUACUGAAAGUAGUAUACUCCUUGGAUAUAAAGAAAAUGCAUGAUUUUGUUAGUCUGAAAAUAUUUGUUAGUGCAUCAGAAAGAUAUCUCGUACUCUUGGCAGAAGUGACAAAAAAAGAUUUGGAGGCUAUAAAAAUCAUGUGGAAGAAGGGAGCAAAUCAUGCGCCACAACCCCAUCCUUACCGUCUGUCUGCCAUUGAUAUCACAACAUCAUCAGGUGCCAUGUUGCACUGUUAUCGUCGCCUAACUAAAAUACCAUCUCUUUGUGAAAAUGCGUGCGCCUAUCAAGGUAAUACUGUUAUUUUUGCUGCCAGACGUCAUGCUAUAUACUGGGACUUACCAACAGGUAAAUGCGAUCAACAAAUGUCUAAAGGUACAAAACAUGUGAUGAUAUACCGCCCUGAAUGGACAGGUGACGGUAAGUGUAAAGGUCAUAACACAUGUUUCCAACAUGCACCUAAUAAAAAGUAUACAGUCGUUGGUUCGCAUGAUGGAUAUGUCAUCAAUUAUAAUUUUGAUUCUGGGUUACCAUUGGAAAUGAAAGCACCACCUACCAAUCAUUCUACUGAGGUAUCACAUGUUGGUAUAUCACCAGACAGUAAAUGGGUGACAUCUGCUUGUUUAAAUGGUGUUAUUAAACUUUGGUCUCCAGUAACUGGUUUGGAAAUCUUUUCACUCAAUGUCAAAAAUAAGAUACAUCAGUUAUUCAUAUCAGCCAAUUCCAAAUAUUUAGUAUUAAAAACUGCUGGUGACCAAUCUCGCAUUCUUAUCUUUAAACUCCAUUCUUUGUAGUUUUACAUUUUAAUUGGUCAGACAGUUUUUAAUGUCUUAAAGGAGGUAAAUCGCUAAUAUUUGGGACCUAGAAAUUGACACAAAUCGGUCGCAACGUAUAUAAUGUAAUAUGAAUGUAAAUAAACUGAUUUACAUUCAA